Messenger RNA from Dictyostelium purpureum, 5430 nucleotides. RefSeq lists its product as uncharacterized. Gene Ontology annotation, molecular function: actin binding; guanyl-nucleotide exchange factor activity; small GTPase binding. The transcript has 3 exons. The coding region runs from base 1 to 5430 and encodes 1809 amino acids. Gene Ontology annotation, cellular component: plasma membrane. Gene Ontology annotation, biological process: positive regulation of GTPase activity; Ras protein signal transduction; actin cytoskeleton organization. NCBI's taxonomy places the organism in Eukaryota, Evosea, Eumycetozoa, Dictyosteliales, Dictyosteliaceae. The record is from RefSeq and is a predicted model, not a curated record.
AUGGGGAAUGUUAACUCAAUAAAUUUUAAUAAUGGAAAAUAUAGAAUAGAUUCAAUAUCAUGUUGUUUAGAUAACUGUAAAUUAAAAACCAAGGAAUUGGUGAGUUAUAUGGAUCAAUUAGUAGAGGGUUAUCCGUUAACACAGAACUUAACAAUAAAAGAGUGUAAAUUAAAAGAAGUACCAGCAAAUAUAACCAAGUUAUCAUAUCUUUUGGAGUUGUCAUUAACUGAUAAUAAAUUAAAUUCAUUACCUUGGUCUCUACCCCCACCAAUCAUACAACAGGCUAAUAGACUAUCAACUAUGAUAUCAAUUUCAUCAGUAGUAAACGAAAGUUUAGUUAAAUUGGAUCUCUCAGGUAAUCACUUUACUGAUUUUCCAUCAUGUGUUUUCGUAUUACCAAAUCUAAAGACAUUAAUAUUAGAUAAUAAUCAAUUGACUGACAUCAAUGUUCAAAUGUGUGGUGGCUCCUCUGUAAAUAAUGGUACCAAUCAACCUUAUAUAGCAUGUAAAUUAGAAGAGUUAAAAUUAUCAAAUAAUAGUUUUACUGUUUUCCCCUCUAUCAUCACAGAUUUAACAAGUUUAAAAGUAUUGGAUCUCUCAGGUAACUCUUUAUCAUCUAUUCCAGCAUCAUUUACAAAAUUAUCUUCACUCACAUGUUUAAAUUUAAAAUCAAAUCGUUUUACAUCUUUUCCUGCAAGCAUCUGUACAUUAAAUUACUUACAUCGUCUAAAUUUAGCCUGUAAUCAAAUCUCUAUAAAUUCAUCACAUCAUACUCUGGGUGUUAGUUUAUUGCCCACCUUGGAAAGAUUAGAGUUGCAACACAAUAAGUUUGGAGAGUUUCCAAUCGAUAUUUUAGAUUUAACAUCAUUAAAAAUCUUAAAACUUCAAGAUAAUGAUAUUGAGGUUGUCCCAGAGAAAAUUGGUCAAUUAAAUAAUUUAACCGAACUCUUUUUAGCUGAAAAUAAAAUUACAACAUUGCCAUCAACUAUUGGUCAAAUCGUAAAUCUUAAAAAACUAUAUUUAGAAUACAACAAAAUUUCAACUUUACCAACAGACUUUGUAAAACUUCAAAAAUUAAAUAUUUUAAUUCUUCACAAUAACGAAUUUAAGAGCGUUCCAGAGGAGAUUCAUUUAUUAACACAGCUUUUAAGAUUAUCAUUGGAUGAAAACCCUUUAUCAAGUACUGACUUAAAAUUAAUCAAACAAGAAGGUUCAUUAUCACUUAUAAAGCAUAAAUCAAAUUUUGGUACUAUAAAUGGCUCAACUGGCCACAGUUCUAUUUCUUCUAAUGGAUCUCUUAGUAAGAGCUCAAUGACACCAGAUUUAAGUGGAAGCACCUCAAUUAGUGCAGCCAUCAAUAAAUUCUCUAAAAAGAAAAAUAACCAACUUACCAUUUCCAGAUCACUCUUUAGAGGUAACUCAUCAAAUUUAGAAAGCGAAAAGGAUGAUUUUCAUAAACAAAAGCAUCUCCAGAAUAUUUCUGCUGCAUCCACCUCAUGUAAUUCUUCAAGUCCAAUAACCAGCCAAAUAACUGUAAAUAGUACUGUUUUGGAUUUUGAAGAUGAUAUUCAAAAAAUGUCAUUAGGUGAAUUUGCAAGUUUAGAGGGUGCUGGUGCUAAGCAAAGAAGAGGUAGUGUAUUUUUGCCACCAACAAAUGCAUUUAAAUUAAGUCCACCUGUAGUUAGUUCUAGCUAUAAUACAUUACCUGCAUCAUUGGGUAAUUUAAUUCAACAACAACAACAACAACAACAAGAUUUAGGAAAUGGUCUUACUACUAGCAGCGGUACUAAUUCACCAGCUUUAGGUCUUUUAAGAACAUCAUCAUCAAUUUCAAAUUCUCCUUCUAUUUCAUCACCACAACUAUUAAGUCAUUCAAUGUCACAAUUUAAUUUAUCUGGUAAUAACACACCAUCAUCUAAUAACAAUGGCACUAAUAGCAUGAAUAGUUCAAGUAAUAGUACUAUCAAUAAUAAUAGUAAUUCAGCACCAAGCUCAACCAAUCCAUCACCAAUCAAUUCAAGUGAUUCUAUAACUACAAGUGUACCAUCAUUCUCCAAAUUUAAAAAUUCAUUUGACCAGCUUUUGGAAGAACAAGAUUUCUCUAAAAAGAAGAGGGAGACCCUUCAAAAACUCUCUAAGGAGCAAAAAUGGAACCUUUUAUUACAAUAUAGAAAUUCAACAUUAAAAAUGUUAAAUUUAGUGAAUGGUCCUUUAAAAACAAGCAGUGGUUCAUCAACUCCAAUUAAUGUAAGUGCAAAUGGUAGUAUCCCUCCACCAUUAUCAUCAUCAUCCUCUGUCGCAGGUGCUGUUGCAAAGAGUCCACAUUUUCAACCAGCUAGAUUCUAUAUUGAUAACUUAUCAAUUAAAACUGAUAUCUCAUUAGUUAAAGAGAUUCACGAUUUCUUAAAAGAAGGUGGUCCAGAGGUAUCAUUAUUUAUUGGUUUCCAUGGUAUUGAACUAUUCGUCAGUAUUCUUCAAUACAAUUUGGAUCAUGCAAAUGAACAAUUUGAUGAAGAAAAGGUUGGCUAUUGUUUAUUGUGUAUGAAGAUUUUAAUCGAAUAUACAGCAAAAUCUGUAAUUACAACUCACAACUCUAUCAAUAUGAUUUCAAUGUUUUUAAGUUCAAAUAGUAAAUAUAUUAUAGAUAUAAUUAUUGACAUUUUUGACGAAAUUUUAAGAUUGCCAACAAUUGGCACAAGUAUUGUAUUAGAUUCAUUGGUUAAUUUCCAAAAAGUUAAAGGAUUAAGCUCACCAUAUGUACCAUUAGUAGCAAUUUUAAAGAGUUCAACAAUUGACUUAUCAACUAAAACAACUAUUUUCAAAAUUAUUAAUUUCCUAAUUUAUUCAUUUUCAGUAUUAGAAGAAAGAUUUUCAGUUAUUUGUUCAUUAUUAAAAGUUGGUAUUUUAGAAGUCAUUUCAAAUCUUAGAUUAAACAGCAACAAACAUGAUGUACUUCGUUUCGAGUUAGAUUUAUUUGAAGAGGUUUUAGAUAGUGAUGAGAGUGAAUUGGUAAAGAAAAUUGGUAGAAAAGAAGUUUUAAAGAGAAUGAGCAAUGAAGAUAGUGACCUUUCAAAACAAUCAAAAGAAACAACUGAUUUCGUUAGAGUAGUAAUGGUUUCCGCAGGUUAUGGUGAUUUAAAAAUCGAUCUUAAUGAAAAGACCUCAUAUGCAGAUGUUAUUCAAUUUAUUCAAUCCAAUUAUCAAAUAAAAUACGAUAUUGAAAGAUAUGGUUUAUUUGUUCCAGCUAUAGGUUCAGCAGAUACUAUUUUACAAAAUUCAGGUACACAAUCUCGUUGGGUAGAUCCCACCAAAACUCUAGUUGAAAAUGGUCUCAGUAAUGAAAUUGUAGAGUUUAAGAUGAAGCCAAUCAAUAUCAACAUUUUACAAAACAACAUUACAAACGAAAUUAAAAGCUUUACAAUCGACCCACAGUUGAAAUGUUUUGAAAUCGUUCAUCAUCUUAGAACUAGAUUGGAUUCAAAUUCAGCAGCAUUCCAAAGAAAAACAUCAUCUCUUAUCGAUGAUGAGGAAGAAGACUACGAGUCCGAUAUUUAUGGUAUUUAUUGUUUUGCAAAUUUAGAAGAAUAUAGCAAAGGAAGUUGGUAUCCACUAAAUAAUAGACUAUUAGAUUUUAACCCAAAUAAUGAACCAAUGGUUGUUGAAAUUAAACUCAUGGAAAGACCAUUAAGAAUCUCAUUUAGUGGUACAGAAAAACUAAUGAAGUUUAAUCCAUAUAUCCCAGUUUCAGCUAUUAUGAAUGAAAUUAAAAAUGAAAUUCAUUUGAAAAUCAACAUUGAAGAUUAUGGAAUCUGCUAUAUUCCAAAUACAUCACAAUCAAAUUUAUCACAAACCCUAGUUGAAGAAUCUUGGUUAGACCCAUCAAAAACUUUAUUAGAUCACAGCGAUAUGAAAUGUUCAAUUGUACAAUUUAAAUUUAAACCAAGAACAGUCUCUGUAAAUAUUAAUAUUGAAAGUGGUAUAGCAAUUCCAAAUAAUGAAAAUCAACAAUUUUUAAAUACUUUUACAAUUUCAGAAGUUAUUGAAAAGAUCUGCACACCACACCAACUAAAUGCUUUAAACUACUCACUUUAUUUAUCAGACUCAUCAAGCCAAAAGAUCAAAUUAUUAUCAAGACAAAAUUGUUUAAGAGAUCAAUCAAUUAACAAUGGUGACUAUUUAAUUUUAACAUCAAAGCAAAAAGAUUUACCAACCGACUCCAACGUUUGGGACGAACCUGAAGAUUCACCAGAUAAUAUCACUUUUACAAAAGAAUCAAAGAUUGCUUCAAUUACAUUGAAUAAACUUAUUGAAAGAUUAACAAAUCCAGAAUCACAAGAAUCUGAUAUUAAAUCAAUUUUCCUUAGUACAUAUAGAUCAGUUACCACCCCAACUACACUUUUAAGCAAGUUAUUAGAAAGACACACAGCUCCAUCACUUUUAGAUAAAGAAAAAUGUAAACUUAUUCAAAGAAAGACUAGACUUUUAAUUAAAUCAUGGUUAGAAAUUGAAACACCAAAGAAUAGAGAAGAGGUUAUAGGUUUACUUAGACUACACAUGCCAACAGAAUCAAUUGAAGAUGAUGGUCACAAAGAGCUUACUGAACUUUAUAUGGAUUUAACCACUAAAAUCUACCCAUCUAUUAUUCAAAUACCAACUGGUGAUCUUCCAAAGCCAAAGAUACCAAAGAUCGAUUCAAAUAUUAUUUCGUUUAUUGAUAUGGACGAAAUGGAGAUUGCAAGACAACUUUCACUUUUAACUUUCCCAUUAUACUCUAAAAUAGAAACAUCAGAACUUUUAAAUCAACGUUGGGCUAAGCCAAAUGGAGGUCCGGGUGUUAUGUCUGUAGUUGGUCUAUUCAAUAGAGUUUCCAAUUUUGUAUCAUUCACAAUUUUAAAUCAACCAAAACUAAGAGAUAGAGCAUUUGUUUAUGGCAAAAUGGUAAAGAUAGCGAAUGCUUUUUAUGAAUUGCAAAACUAUCAUCUCUUGAUGGCAAUUAUUUCAGGUUUAAAUUCAUCACCAAUCCUCCGUCUAAAAUUCACAAAGAGUAAAUUAUCAAAGAGUUUAAGAGAUACAUUAGAUCAGUUAGAAGAAUUAAUGUCUACUCAGUCCUCAAUGAAAAACUAUAGAGCAGAGUUAGCCAAUGCUCAACCACCAGCAAUUCCUUUCAUGGGUUUCCAUUUAUCAGAUUUGGUAUUUAUCGAUGAAGGUAAUCAAGCAAUGUAUGAUAACAAAAUUAACUUUAAAAAAUUAGAACUAUACAAAAAAACAAUUUCAGUAUUACAAAACUAUACUCUAUUCCCAUAUCAAUUCCACCCAGUACCAGCAAUACAACAAUACUUUUUAGAUUAUAAAAUAGUAGCAGAAAAACCACUUUAUGAAAUUAGUUUAAGAUGUGAACCAAGAAACGCAGAAAGAUCAGAAAUAGAAUAA